Messenger RNA from Rubroshorea leprosula, 1661 nucleotides. Lineage: Eukaryota; Viridiplantae; Streptophyta; Magnoliopsida; Malvales; Dipterocarpaceae. The record is from the annotation of a GenBank genome assembly.
AAAAUUGGAAAGGCCAGAAUUCAGAGAGUUCUCGUUCUUGUGAGGUUGCAACAGCCAUGGCGGCCGGUCCUUCUCGCGGCAAUCCCUCUCCUAAAAACCCUUCCACCAUACGCAAAGCCAAAAAGCCUAAACGCCAGAAUCGUCUAACCCCGCAACUGCUCUCCCUACUAUCCUCUGCUACCUCCGCCGCCUACUCCUUCCUCAUUCACUCCGACCUUCUCCUGCUUCCUUCUCAAUCCCUCUCCCUCGAAUCUCUCCUCUCCUGCCUUUCCUAUCUUCUUCCUCCUCCUCCUCCUACUCGCACACCAUUUCAUGUAUCUUCCUCCCCCUGGUUCCAUCGGUUCCUAACACUUCCCCCUUCCGUCACAGACACUCUAUGGGCUCACCAUUUCCGAAUGUCAAAACCCACCUUCUCUCGACUCCUCUCUGCCCUCUCUCCUUCUCUGCCUUUCUCCCUUCAUCCAGAGUCUUCUCUUGCCGCUGCACUCUUCCGCCUCUCCCAUGGUGUCUCGUACAAAACCCUUGCCCUUCGCUUUGGUUUUCCCUCCUCUGCUGACGCCUGCCGUGCCUUCUACAUCGUCUGCAAACUGAUCAACGAAAAGCUAGGGAAUUUGCUCGAUUUUGAAGCUGAUAUCAACCGCAUUGUGGUGGGUUUUGGGUGGAUUUCGCUUCCCAAUUGUUGCGGGGUGUUGGGUUUUGGGCGAUUUGGGGUUGAUGGUGAGCUUAUGGGAUUGAAUGGAUCGAUUUUGGUACAGGCAUUGGUUGACUCCGAGGGUAAAUUUUUGGAUGUCUCUGCAGGAUGGCCCUGUACCAUGAAACCAGAAACAAUUUUGCGCCAAGCAAAGCUGUUUCUGCGUGUGGAGGAGUCCACUGAAUUGUUGAAUGGACCUUGUUAUAAGCUCCGUGACGGCAAUUCCAUUCCUCAGUACUUUCUUGGUGAUUCUUGCUUCCCUCUCUUGCCGUGGUUAAUAACCCCUUAUGUAAAGUCCAAUGAGGAGGGGAAUAGUUUUGGUUCACCAAAAAGGGAGUUCAAUGCCACACAUAGUCGGGCAAUGGAGCUAGUUUCCACUGCAUUUAGAAGACUUCGGUCUCGCUGGCAGCUUCUUUCUAAGAAGUGGAAAGCAGAAUCUUUGGAGUUCUUCCCAGUUGUAAUUGUUACGGGUUGUCUGCUGCAUAAUUUCAUGAUCCAGUGGAGUGAGCUUCCUCUGGAUGAAAACGUUGGAUGCUCGAGUGAGGAAGAGGCAGUGGCGCUGCCGGUUUUUGAAGGGGAAAUGGAUGUGAGCGGGCAGAGGAUCAGGGAUGUGCUUGCAGAGCACUUGUGUCGGGUGAGUUUGAGUAAAUGAAUGCUGUAAUUAUCUUCAGUAUCUUUUUCCUGUAUAUGUGAUGCGCUUAAUGAAACAAAUUUAAAGGGGGUAAGAAAAAUUAACUCUUACACGCUUAUGUGAUGUUAAAAAGUUUGGCUUCUACAUUUUGUAAGGGUAUGUAAGCAAAAUUAUUUUUAAGGUCACUCUAUAUUGAAGUAGCAUGUUGGGGAUAUAUAAGUUGUUAGCAGCAGUUAGGUCAAGAAAUGAAUAUAAUGCUGAUUCUUUGAAGGGAUUUGCUUCUUGACCUCUUAAUGAAGUUUAUGCACCGAAAGGCUUCAAGAAACAGUAUUUAAAUCU